UCAUGCGCAGUAGGCAACAAUGGGCAACUUCACGGUCUCUAAUUCAACGGCAGGAGUUUAGUAUCAGUUCCUGGCAACUUUUGGCUAAUUCAGUAGAAAAUGUGUGAAGGUCCUUCCUUGAUAUCUGGCCCCAUCCCUCCGGAUCCGUCGCUCUUUCCUCAGUACUACAGGCAGCCCGCCUCUGCUAGGGGCCGUUUGGAGGGAAACCACCAGGCAGCUCAAGCUCUGCUCUCGGGGCCACUUGCCCCUGACCCCUCCCUAUACCCAGAAUGCUACAGUGCACGUGCAGCCCCUCCCCCUCGCAUUGGUGCUGGCGCUGCCCACAUUCGGGAGAAAAGCCAGAGUGGAGUAGUGGGGGUCCUUCUCAAGCUGGAGGGGGUCUCUCUCAACCCUAACCCCAUCAGAUCAAAGGCUCAGCCGCGGGACUAUGGCAAGGAGAAUGUGCGCAGGCUAAGGGCGAUCCAGAGACGGUGCCGAGAGCUGGAGGCCGAGAGGGAGUGCGCCCGGCCUACUCCCGUCAAGGCACUCUGGACCUCCUCCAAGUACCAGAGCGUCCCAUCAAAGCUGAUGGCUCACCUGCAGGAUGCUGCCCCCCCCAAGAAGGCCGAGUGCCAGAACUUUCUUAAAGCGCACUCCGGCAGCGGAGCUCAGGGGUCGCCGCGCCUGCACCGCGCAGCCUCCUCCCACAGCCUGGUCGCCCCCGAUGCCGAGAUGCGUGUGUGCGGGACGGCCAUGGACUUUGUGAGGCACAACAUGCAUGCUGCAGGAAAGACAGCCCUGCGGCGCUCGCAGUCCCUCCAGUCGCUGGCGAAGCUGCCCAGUGCGCAGAAGGGGCGCGUACCAAAAUAUCUGGAGCAGAGGAAGGAACAGUGGCGACAAGAGGAGGAAGAGAAGAGAAGGAACACCCCCGACCCAUCUAUCCCUGCAGGACACACUCUGAUGUCUGAGAAGGAGAGACAGGAAACACUUCAGUCCCUGAAAGAAACCCAGCGGUCCCUGGUGACCGAGCUCCUCUCCCUGCCCGUGCGUGUGGAUACCUUGAGUGUUCAGAAUCGCCGGGCUCAGCUAGACCGCAGGCUGUCUGAAGUAGAGGAGGCCAUCAAGGUCUUUUCCCGGGACAAAGUGUUUGUCAAGAUCGACUCUUAGUAAAGCCAGCAAAAUGUCUUCCUAGGAUAAAGUAUUAGUCAGUAUUCCCAGCAUGGGGAGAGACUGAAAGACCAGAUAAUAUUUUCUAUCAAGAGCAAUACUCUUUGUCCAUUUUUGUAUCACAUUGUAAAUAUGUGUUUUGUAGCAAAUGUAUAGUAUUUAUCAUCUCAUUUCAAUGUUAAGACUCUUUAUAAAUAAAUAGAAAAUGAGACAAUCUGUAAA
This is a messenger RNA of Paramormyrops kingsleyae, 1368 nucleotides long. It is a transcript of the gene enkd1, whose product is annotated as enkurin domain containing 1. Lineage: Eukaryota; Metazoa; Chordata; Actinopteri; Osteoglossiformes; Mormyridae. The record is from RefSeq and is a predicted model, not a curated record. Gene Ontology annotation, cellular component: cytoplasmic microtubule.